Gopherus evgoodei (Goodes thornscrub tortoise) is the source of this 7597-nucleotide messenger RNA. RefSeq names its product mitogen-activated protein kinase kinase kinase 1 (gene MAP3K1). The record is from RefSeq and is a predicted model, not a curated record. The transcript has 20 exons. Gene Ontology annotation, molecular function: protein kinase activity; zinc ion binding; ATP binding. Lineage: Eukaryota; Metazoa; Chordata; Testudines; Testudinidae. Gene Ontology annotation, biological process: protein phosphorylation. Bases 1 to 4467 code for a protein of 1488 amino acids.
AUGGCGGCGGCGGCGGGGAAUCGCACCUCGUCGUCGGGAUUAUCCUCGGGCAGCAGCGCGGACGCCGCCGCCGCCGCCCCCGGGAGUCUGCAGAGCUGCGCGGGGAGCGUGCCCGGGAGCGGCGGGGGGCUGCUGCGGGCGGCGGGCGGCGGCUGCCGGGAGCAGCGCUCCGACUGGAGACGGAAGCAGCUGCGCAAAGUGCGGAGCGUGGAGCUGGACCGGCUGCCGGAGGCGCCGCUCUUCCUGGCCGGCUCGCCGGAGUCCCCCGACCUCUCGCCGCCCCGCUGCCUCGCCGGCGGCUCCAGCCCCGCGUCCUCCCCCGGCCGCUGCGUCGCGCCCCACGAGCCGCUGCCGGACGGGAGCCCCGCAGGAGCCGAGCCCGAGCGGAGGAUGGAGCCGUCUCCCCCUGCCGGUCGUGACAUGGAGAAUAAAGAAACCCUCAGGGGGUUGCAGAAAAUGGAUGACCGCCCAGAAGAGCGCAUGAUCAGGGAGAAACUCAAGGCAACAUGUAUGCCAGCCUGGAAGCAUGAAUGGCUGGAAAGGAGAAGCAGGAGAGGCCCUGUGGUGGUAAAACCAAUCCCAGUGAAAGGUGAUGGCUCUGAAAGCAACAAACUAUCAAUAGAAUCUCAAAUUGAAGGGCAAAGCAGUGCUUCUUCAACUCAGAAAGGAAGACGUAGCCCUUCUCCUAGUAGCUCCUCAUCCUCAUCCUCUAGAACUGUUAAAUCAGAAUCACCAGGUGUUAGAAGAAAAAGGGUAUCUCCAGUGCCUUUUCAAAGUGGGAGAAUAACACCACCUCGGAGAGCUCCAUCUCCAGAUGGCUUCUCACCAUACAGCCCUGAGGAAACGAAUCGUCGUGUCAACAAAGUUAUGCGAGCCAGACUGUACCUGUUGCAGCAGAUUGGACCUAAUUCUUUCUUAAUUGGAGGAGACAGUCCUGAUAACAAGUAUAGGGUGUUCAUUGGGCCUCAGACAUGCAGUUGUGGGCGUGGAACAUUUUGUAUUCAUUUGCUGUUUGUCAUGCUUCGAGUGUUCCAGUUAGAACCCUCAGACCCAAUGCUUUGGAGAAAGACCUUGAAGAAUUUUGAGGUUGAGAGUUUGUUCCAGAAAUAUCACAGUAGGCGUAGCUCAAGGAUCAAAGCUCCAUCUCGUAACACCAUCCAGAAGUUUGUCUCACGCAUGUCAAAUUCUCAUACAUUGUCAUCAUCUAGUACUUCUACAUCUAGUUCAGAAAACAGUAUGAAGGAUGAAGAAGAACAGAUGUGCCCCAUUUGUUUGUUAGGCAUGCUGGAUGAAGAGAGCCUGACUGUUUGUGAAGAUGGCUGCAGGAAUAAGUUACAUCAUCACUGCAUGUCAAUUUGGGCAGAAGAAUGUAGAAGAAACAGAGAGCCACUUAUAUGCCCUCUUUGUAGAUCUAAGUGGAGAUCUCAUGAUUUCUAUAGUCAUGAAUUGCCAAGCCCUGUGGAUUCUCCUUCAGUUCUCCGAGUGGUUCAACAGCAAAAUCAGCAGCAGCCUACAGGUGGAUCGCAAAGGAGAACACAAGAUAGUAAUUUUAACCUUACUCAUUAUGGGGUUCAGCAGAUCCCUUCCACCUAUAAAGAUUUAGCUGAGCCAUGGAUUCAGGUAUUUGGAAUGGAGUUAGUUGGCUGCUUGUUUUCUCGAAACUGGAAUAUACGGGAGAUGGCACUUAGACGUCUUUCCCAUGAUGUUAGUGGUGCUCUAUUACUGGCUAAUGGUGAAAGCACUGGAAAUUCUGGGAGCAGCAAUGGAAACAACACAAGUGCUGGAGCUCUGGGAGCAGCUAGUGGAUCAUCUCAGACCGGUAUCUCAGGAGAUGUUGUAGUGGAAUCAUGCUGCAGUGUGCUGUCCAUGGUCUGUGCUGACCCUGUCUACAAAGUGUAUGUUGCUGCUUUAAAAACAUUAAGAGCCAUGCUGGUUUAUACUCCUUGUCAUAGUUUGGCAGAAAGGACAAAACUACAGCGACUUCUCAAGCCAGUUGUAGAGACUAUAUUAGUUAAAUGUGCAGAUGCCAACAGCCGCACAAGUCAGCUUUCAGUUUCAACGCUGUUGGAGAUGUGUAAAGGCCAAGCAGGAGAGCUGGCAGUUGGUAGAGAAAUACUUAAAUCUGGGUCCAUUGGUAUUGGUGGUGUUGAUUAUAUCUUAAAUUGUAUUCUUGGAACCCAGACUGAAUCGAACAACUGGCAAGCCCUACUUGGACGUCUUUGUCUUAUAGACAGACUUUUAUUGGAAUUCCCUGGUGAAUUUUAUCCUCACAUUGUCAGUGGGGAUGUUUUACAGGCUGACACUGUAGUAGACAGGUAUAAGAAGCUGCUGUCCCUGUUGAAUUUUGCCUUGCAGUCAAUUGAUAAUUCCCACUCAAUGGUGGGUAAAUUGUCUCGGAGGGUAUUUUUGAGUGCUGCAAGAAUGGUUGCAAGAGUACCCCAUGUGUUCGUAAAACUAUUAGAAAUGUUGAGUGUGACCAGCUCAACUCAUUACACAAGGAUGCGUCGACGAUUGUUGGCAAUAGCAGAUGAAAUGGAGAUUGCAGAAGCCAUCCAGCUAGGCAUGGAAGAGGUGCAUUCUGUGGAAUGCAGAUGUGAUGACUUUCUGCAGCCAUCUGCCCCAGAUAAUUCUCCAGAAACAACACAAAGUAAUACUCCUAACAAUACUGUCCAGUUAUCCGGGAAAAGUGGAAGAGGAUUGGGUGAUAAAAAAUUGAGUGCCAGUCCAGAGGACAUUUCUGAGACACUGGCUGGCAUUUCUUUAGGACUUCCUGUUUCAUCAGUAACCACUGAGCAACCAAAGCCAGCCAUUCAAACAAAAGGCAGACCCCACAGUCAGUGUUUGAACUUUUCUCCCUCAUCCAGUCAUUCCCAGUCAUUAUUCCCAAUAUUGCCCUCUCCCUCAACCCCAUGUGUACCAGGUGGCCCUGUAAUAGAUAUGUCUAAAGUCAGACCUCAGGGAUUCAUUCCCUGCAAAAUACUCUCAACUUCUCCUCAAACACAACGGAAACUUUCUCUACACAUUGAAAGAAACUGUUCUGAAAAUAAAGAACCAGAGAAACUUUCCCCAGUUUUUACCCAGGCCAGAGCUAUGCCAUCCAGUCAUAUACACAGGCCAAAGCCAUCUCGACCUACUCCAGGUGAUGUGAGCAGGCAAGGAGAAGCCUCAAAAACCAAUAUGACACUUGAUCUGAAUGAUAUUUUACAGUGUGACAGCAGUAGCAGUUGUAGUAAUGCAGUUAUACCUAGCGAAGAGACUGUGUUCACACCAGUAGAGGAGAAGAGUAGUCAACUGGAUGUCAAUGCAGAGCUCAAUUCCAGUAUUGAGGACUUACUUGAGGCCUCUAUGCCUACAAGCGAUGGCACGGUUACAUUCAAGUCGGAAGUUGCAGUUCUUUCUCCUGAACGGGUGGAAAACGAUGACACUUACAAAGAUGAUGUAAAUCAUAAUCAAAAAUGCAAGGAAAAGAUGGAAGCCGAAGAAGAGGAGGCUUUAGCUAUUGUCAUGGCAAUGUCAGCAUCUCAAGAUGCCCUACCAAUAGUUCCCCAACUACAGGUUGAAAAUGGGGAAGAUAUCAUAAUUAUUCAGCAGGAUACACCGGAAACACUGCCUGGACACACCAAAGCAAAACACCAUUACAGAGAAGAUGCGGAAUGGCUCAAAGGUCAGCAAAUAGGCCUUGGAGCAUUUUCAUCCUGUUAUCAAGCUCAAGAUGUAGGAACUGGGACAUUAAUGGCGGUGAAACAGGUGACAUAUGUCAGGAACACAUCAUCUGAGCAGGAAGAGGUAGUCGAAGCACUGAGAGAAGAGAUAAGGAUGAUGAGUCAUCUGAACCAUCCUAAUAUCAUUCGAAUGUUGGGUGCUACAUGUGAGAAGAGCAACUAUAAUCUCUUUAUAGAAUGGAUGGCAGGGGGAUCAGUUGCUCAUUUGUUAAGUAAAUAUGGAGCCUUCAAAGAAUCAGUUGUUGUUAACUACACAGAACAACUGCUGCGUGGCCUUUCUUACCUCCAUGAGAAUCAGAUUAUCCACAGAGAUGUCAAAGGUGCCAAUUUGCUAAUUGACAGCACAGGUCAUAGAUUAAGAAUUGCUGAUUUUGGAGCUGCAGCCAGGUUGGCAUCAAAGGGAACUGGUGCUGGAGAGUUUCAGGGACAGUUGUUGGGAACUAUUGCAUUUAUGGCACCAGAGGUACUGCGGGGCCAGCAAUAUGGUAGGAGCUGUGAUGUAUGGAGUGUUGGCUGUGCUAUUAUAGAAAUGGCUUGUGCUAAACCACCUUGGAAUGCUGAGAAGCACUCUAAUCACCUUGCUUUGAUAUUUAAGAUUGCUAGCGCAACUACUGCUCCAUCAAUCCCCUCACAUCUGUCUCCUGGUUUAAGAGACGUGACGCUUCGGUGUUUAGAACUUCAACCUCAGGACAGACCCCCAUCACGGGAACUGCUGAAACACCCAGUCUUCCGUACUACAUGGUAGCUAAUUAUGUAAAAAUUAUGAUUUACUGAAGAUGCUACUGCCCAUCUUGCAGUGCGAUUUAGCACCGCAGUAUGUAUUAUUCUACUGGCCUUAAUUAUUCAUCAAGGAUUUAAGGCCAGUGGAGGAUCUUUACCUAAAUAUGUGAUUGACAAAUCGAGAUCUUUACCUAAGCUCAGUAUGCAACCUUUCACAACUUGUGAAGAAAUAUGUGAACUGUGCCUUUUCAAAGAUCUGGCUCAAGGUGAACAAGAAAACAUUUUUCUUUAAAUCUGCAUGAUUGUUUAGCAGAUAAGUGAUUUUAUUUUUUUUUUUGGAGCACUUUUUCAGCAAUAUUAGCAGCUGAGGGGCUCAGGAUCUAUUUUAAUAUUGCAAUCACUGUUCCAUUUCACAUUGUGGUCAUAAGCAGAGGGUUCUGCAAUUACAUUCAGUUUUUCAUCACUGGCUAAAAAGGAAAUUCUGUAUAUAUUCCUUUUAUUUCACAAAGUAUGUUCUCUUAGUGGAGUAAUACAUACAAACAUGGAUGAAUACUUUUAAAACCAUAUUCUGCCUUCAAAAAAUGUGACAAGGCAGCUGUGAUUGACUGUGCAUUUACUGCUGGCCCUGUAAUUUCCUUUUUGAAGUUAUGGUUCUAUACUUUCAUUUUACAUUCAGGGAAAGGUGAUCUUUAAAACAAACAAUCUUCAGAACUAGGUGCAAACUAGAUGUCACUGAGUAUCUUGCUGAUUGAAGAAUACAGAUUUAUUUGAAAUCUGGAAUAAAAAACUGAUAGUUUCAGGCUCUCGUAGUGCAGGUAUUUUUUUUUAAAAAGGAAGAUUUGUGUGCAUAAAAACAACUUGUAUCCCCAGAUCAUGUUUAAUGUUAGUUUUUGAGCCUAUUUUCAUGUAACAAUUUCUUUUGGUAAACUGUAUAGACACGUUUCAUGUCAAGAGCCCUGCCUGUAGCUCCCAUUAAAGUCCAUGGGAGUUUUUGCCUGUGACUUAAGUGGGAGCAGGACCAGGCUCUGGAUUCAAGUCUCUUACUGUGUAACAAAACUGUAUUCAUGUUCACCACUGAUACUAAGUUUUACCUGCUGUUUUCCUUCUGCUAUACAUCAUCUAUUUACAGUAGCAACUGAUCAUGUAAUUUGAAAAUCUGGUAAAAAUAUGACCUUACCCUAAAAAUAGUCUUGAUUUUAACAAGAAAUGAACUUGGACUUGAAAAGCAAGUUAAGACAAAAUUUGAUGUAAAGCUUCACCUGUAGUACAAAACUUGAGUUUUUUAAAUGGGUGUUUUCUUUUUUUUAAAAAACGUCUUUUAAUGGUUUUAAAGGCAGGUUUUUAGAUUCUGAUGCAUGUAAUUCUGAAGGAAAAUGGCAGCUGUUCUUUUGCUUUUUAAUUGGGGGGUGUCUUUUUAAAUCAAGUACUGAUUGUGUUUAAUCCAUUUUUUAUUUUUAAAUAACUGUUCAAGUUUUAACUCUUCAGAAGCCAGUUGAAUUGCUGGACUGAAAUCGAAUUGGUUAUUUUCAAAGACUCAGGACAAACUAAAUAAGCUAUAGUAGUACAUUAAAAAUGUACACAGAACAUAAAUUGGAAGUAAAACAAGUUUAAGAUAAGUUUACAGGAAUGAUAGUGCUCAUGCUAAUAACGGUUUCAUUAGACAUGAAUGUGUAUUUCUUUUUGAAAUUUUACAUUCCCUUGUUUUGGAAAAUUGGCAAACUUUGAAGAGUUAAAAAAAAAAAAAAUACCGAAAUGUGAAGUUUGGUAGCUCUAACUGUAUUGUACUUGACUUUUUCUUUCAUUUUUUUUUAACCGCUUAGAAUUCUUCAUUAUUCUAAUAAGAUUGUUUCCAAGUCUUUCUUAUGUGCAAGCUUUAAAGGGUGCACUCUUGCCAAGUCAUGUACUGGAAGAUCAGUUGUCAGAUUAGUACUUUUUCUGGCAGAAAUGUAUACUGUAUACACUGAUGAACCUCAGCUAAUCAGUAUUACUUUGUAGAUCACCAUGCCUACCACAUUUCAAACUCAGACUGCCUCUAGAUGUCCAAAUGCAUAUUGUUUGAGUUUGUUUGCAUUUCCCUCGGCUUGCUGGUAAUUGUGGUGUUUUUAAAAUGCAGAUGUGAUGUAAUAUUCUUAUUUUCUUUGGAUCAAAGCUGGACUGAAAAUUGUAUUGUGUAAUUAUUUUUGUGUUCUUAAUGUUAUUUGGUACUUAAGUUGUAAAUAACGUCUACUGCUGUUUAUUCCAAUUUCUACUACCUCAGGUGUCCUAUAGAUUUUCUUCUACCAAAGUUCACUUUCACAAUGAAAUUAUAUUUGCUAUGUGACUGAUUCCUAAGACUUCCAGGGCUUAAGGGCUAACUUCUAUUAGCACCUUAUUGUGCAAGCAAAUUUUACAGAAAUCUCUGGGUUAAGAAAAUUUGGCUUCGUUGUAUCCUUUGUUAUUUUAAAUAUAUCAAGAUAUUUUAAUUAAAAGUUUUUACCCUGUUGAACCAAUUUUAUAGUAUAAUUUGUACCUAUUUUGGUGUUUUUGUCUUUAUAGUAAAUAAAAGAUUUUGAACAAAUGUUGUUACUCUUUAUCAUAAUGCAGCUGUUUUGAAUCAAACACUUCUGGCACAUUUUCAUUGUUUAUACACAGAUGUGUAGAGCACCUGCUGCUGCUGUGAGGCAAAGAGAGACUUCAGACUUCUUAGAAAGGGUCUUAUACUUUUCUCAGCUAUUUGACAAAGAAUUGAACACUCCAGCUAAUCAGCAUCACUUAUCUUUUUCACUUAUCUGACCUUUCCAUGACUCUAACUUUUUAUAUUUUCAAAAAUAUCCAAACAUAGGAAGUUUUUCAAUCUCAUUCAGUGACUAUGCCUGUCAUUUUAAAAAAAAAUUGAAAUACUGCUGUGUUCAUCAUGACCCCUCAUCCAAAAAAGCACUUGCCAUGUGUUUCAGUCUGUCUCUGUUCAACAGAGUUACUUAUGGUGAUGUUGUAUGUAUAGGUUUAAGUGCUUUGAUGAAUCAAAGCCUAUAUUAUGGGUCUUAUACUGGGAAAUAUUUAGGUUCUUCCAUUACUUCUUUCCCUUUUCCUUUGUUUUUUGUUUUUUAAAUAAAAUCACUCUCCUAAAUUUGAGCUAUUAUUUUACAUAUUGAUACAUUUAAGGUGUUAUACUGGUA